Messenger RNA from Aspergillus brunneoviolaceus CBS 621.78, 1137 nucleotides. Its product is annotated as D-alanine--D-alanine ligase family protein. Gene Ontology annotation, molecular function: metal ion binding; D-alanine-D-alanine ligase activity; ATP binding. Gene Ontology annotation, biological process: peptidoglycan biosynthetic process. The record is from RefSeq and is a predicted model, not a curated record. NCBI's taxonomy places the organism in Eukaryota, Fungi, Ascomycota, Eurotiomycetes, Eurotiales, Aspergillaceae. The transcript is spliced from 3 exons. The coding region runs from base 1 to 1137 and encodes 378 amino acids.
AUGACCCUCACUCCAAUCACGAUAGCGUUCUUCUAUGAGACAAUCUCGCUGUACCUAGGCAAAGGCUACAGCCUGGAGGAGUGCCUGGAAUUGGACAAAGAUGAAGCAAUCGACAGCAUGAUCGAGUCGCUCCGCGGACUGGGAUAUCGAGUGGUUCCUGUGGGGGACAUGGACGAGCUGAUCCAACGCAUUGCGAAGGGGGAGCAUCGGGGAUGGGACUUAGGGUUCUCGAUCUCGGAGGGGAUGCACGGCGCCGCUCGCGAGGCCCAAAUCCCCGGCGUGCUGGAAGCAUACCGUAUUCCCUGCGUCUUUUCGGACGCUGCAACCCUGACCAUGACACUCGACAAAGCAAAGACCAAGAUGAUGUUCCAAUACUACGACAUCGCCACCGCGCCGUUCGCCGUCGUCCCAUCAACGUCCCAGAAUCCCCUUGAAGAUGUGCAAGCAAGCCCUCACGCAGUCGAGUUGACCGCAUAUCCGUUGUUCAUCAAGCCAUCCUGUGAAGGAAGCUCGAAAGGCAUUUAUCCGUUCUCCAAGGUUCACAACCAAGCGGAGCUCGAACAAGGGGUGCAAAAGCUACAACAUCAAUUUCCUGGGCAGAGUAUCCUAGUCGAAAGUUAUCUGGCUGGCCGUGAGUACUCGGUGAGUCUGAUCGGCACCGGCCAGACCGCACGUGUGCUUGGGACCUUGCAUCUGGACUGGGAGGCUGCGCAGAAACGCCACGGGACACAAUCCGAGAGUGAGAAGGAUCCGUUCACAAGAGGGUUCCUGGACGUUGACGCCAAGAACCGAGCGAACGAUAAAGAGGUGAUGAAGUUUGCGAUCGAAUCGUGGGACCCGGAGGUAGCGGCAGUCGAGGCGCUCGCCUUGCGGGUGUGGAGAGUCAUGGGCUUUCGUGACGUGGGACGUGUGGAUAUCCGGUGCUCAGCCGAUGGGAGACCGCAUGUUAUUGAGGUCAACCCUUUGCCUGGAUUAUGUCCAGGGUAUUCUUUCCUGAGCGAGACGGCUCGCCACCAUGGAGUAUCGCACCAGGAACUUCUUGCUCUGGUAGUUGAGAGUGCAGUAGAAAGAUACCCACAUCUCGCGCAAAGGUCACUGGAGCUGAAACAAGGAGGUUUAAAAACCAAAGCGCAGUGA